AUGGCUACAUCUGCAGCGACUGAAAAACCUCGUUUGAUCAUUUUGGGUGCCACGGGGGGAACUGGACUUCAACUUGUUGAGCAAGCACUGAAGAAGCAUUAUUUUGUCACGGCACUAGUUCGAAACCCAGAGAAAUUGCAGCACAUUCAGCAUCCCGAUUUGAAGGUUGUUCAAUGUGAUUUGAUGAAUCCACUUGAUUUAGCUUCGAAGAUGGAAGGUCAUGUUGCUGUUUUAUCAGCAUUGGGUCAACCUGGUUUGCAAAUAUCCGCAAUGACAUUCUAUGAAGAUUCUAUCAAAUCUAUAAUAAUAGCUAUGCGAAAUUCUAAAAUAAAACGCUUAAUAUGUGUAACAGCAUUUUAUACAAAAUAUCAACCGUCGGUGUAUCCGUUUAUAUUUAAAUUAGUAAUUCGUCCAAUGAUAGGUCGUCAUUUGGAUUCAAUGUUUAUCAUGGAAGAGUAUCUCGAAAAAGAAUGUCAAGAUAUUGAUUAUACGAUUGUUAGACCACCACGCCUUCUUGAUGAUCCAAUUAUUGAAAAAGCUGUUAAAGUUCAAGAAGAUGAUUAUUUUUUUCCCGAUUAUUCAACAGCCACUCGAAUACCUCGUGCCAAUGUUGCACGAUUUAUGUUAGACACACUGCAAAAUGAUCAGUAUCUGAAGAAAGCUGUGGCUGUUGAUAUGCCAAAAAUGAUGGGAAAAUCUGCCUAA
Molecule: messenger RNA, 705 nt
Organism: Didymodactylos carnosus
Lineage: Eukaryota; Metazoa; Rotifera; Eurotatoria; Philodinida; Philodinidae
Source: the annotation of a GenBank genome assembly